Procambarus clarkii (red swamp crayfish) is the source of this 5350-nucleotide messenger RNA. RefSeq lists its product as uncharacterized. Gene Ontology annotation, biological process: carbohydrate metabolic process; chitin catabolic process. NCBI's taxonomy places the organism in Eukaryota, Metazoa, Arthropoda, Malacostraca, Decapoda, Cambaridae. Gene Ontology annotation, molecular function: chitinase activity; chitin binding. Gene Ontology annotation, cellular component: extracellular region. The record is from RefSeq and is a predicted model, not a curated record.
GGGCUCUGAGGCUGGACCCGCCCGCUAGUCAGUCAGUCCCUUGGUGUCUUAGUGUUCACACGCUCCUACUCGCAGCUGGACACCGAUGCGGUUUCUACUAGCGGCGGUUGCCGUGUUGGCAGCUCUCACACAUGGACACCAAGUUGAGAGGCGCCAGGCCCCUGCGGACGUCUCCAAGAAGGUGGUGUGUUACUACACCAACUGGUCCGUGUACCGCAAGGGGGAGGCCAAGUACACGCCCCAGAACAUCAACCCUUACCUCUGUACGCAUCUCGUCUACGCUUUUGGCGGACUUACGGACGAGUUCGAGAUAAAGCCCUUCGACUCCUACCAGGAUAUUGAGCAAGGCGGCUAUGCCAAGUUCAACGGGUUAAAACAGUACAAUAAGGGACUGAAGACCCUCCUGGCUAUCGGCGGAUGGAACGAGGGAUCCGGACGGUUCAGCGAGCUGGUCUCCCUCCCGGAGUACCGCCGGACCUUCAUCAUCUCCACCAUCAAGCACCUUCGUCGCUACAACUUCGACGGUCUGGACCUGGACUGGGAGUACCCGGCGUCACGCGACGGCUCCAUGCCCGAGGACAGGGAGAACUAUGCUGCUCUUGUGAAGGAGCUUCGCGAAGCCUUCGACGACGAGGGAAGCAAGGUGAAGAAGGGUCCCCUGCUGCUGACCAUGGCCGUACCUGCAGGCAAGAACUACAUCGACAAGGGCUACGACGUUCCAUCUCUUACCAGGGACCUGGACUUCUUCAACAUACUGAACUACGAUUACCACAGCGCAUAUGAACCCAGCGUCAACCACCACGCCUCCCUCCUCCCCGCCCCAGGCACCUCAGAGUACGCCUGGAACGCCGAACUCAAUGUGGACUGGACGGUAAAGUAUUACAUCUCCCUGGGCGCCGACAAGCACAAGUUGGUGAUGGGCAUCCCGACCUACGGUCGUUCCUUCACUCUCAUUGACGGCAAUUUCACCGACUUCGGCGCCUCAGCUGACGGCCCGGGCGAGCAGGGGAAGUACACCAGAGAAAACGGGUUUAUGGCUUUUUAUGAAGUUUGUGAAAAUAUUGCGUCGAACGGGUGGGAAGUGCGCAAACCCUAUCCACGCCGGAUCGGCCCCUACGCCUUCGCUGGGAACCAGUGGGUCGGCUACGAUGACGAGAAGAUCGUGGCCAGGAAGGCGGAGUACGUGAGAGAACACAACCUUGGGGGAAUAAUGUACUGGAGUCUGGACAACGACGACUUCCGUGGUAUCUGUAACGGAGAGCAGUACCCUCUGGUGGAGGCCGGCAAGAAGGCGCUCUUCGGCGGCGGCGAGGACGCCAAUGAGGCCAGAGACAUCAAGAGUGCCACGGCAGGGACACGCUCGCAGAACAGCCUGUCCUCGCGCCUCCAGAAUCGCCGACGACCCUCCACCACGACGCCUGCCCUGACUACCACGACUACCACCACCCCCAGAUCCACCACCCCGCCCACCACCACCACUACCCAAAAGCCAGCCAGCCGCCCUGGGGUCAAGCGGCGACGUCCUGGAACCCGUCAACGCCCACAACAGCAACAGAGAACCACGACUAUAGAUCCGCUGAACACUCCAGCGCCUCCCACCACCCCUAGACCCGUCUCCAGCUUUGCUUGCAAACGCGAGGGCUUCUACCAGAACCCUGACAACUGCCACAAGUACUACUGGUGUCUCGACUCAGGACCUUCAGGGCUGGGCAUCGUCGCCCACGCCUUCACCUGCCCCUCAGAUUUGGUCUUCAACAAGGUUAUCGACGGCUGCGACCACCCGAGCCGGGCCAGGUGCAGUACGGACAAAAAGGGCAGAGGAGGGGCGGCGGCGACUACCACUACCCAAGGUCCAACCACCCCCAUCCCCACCACCACGGAGAUCCCGACCGACUACUCUUACUACGACGACUACUACGGUGACGAUGAAUACUACUACGAUGAGGAACCUGCCGUUGCCGAACUGCCCAAACCUGUGGAGGAGGUGUCCAACACCGUCAGUAGACAGCUACAGAACUCUGGAGGCGCCCAGUUCACGAGGGGGUCAAGUAGUACCACUGAAGCCACAAUCGAAGUUGAGACGACCUCAAGACCUCUCGGUGGCCGCACUAGGCCCCAGUACGCCAGCAUAUCCCGUGACAGAACGGAGGCUCCGGAACCUGCCGUCCAGGAAGCUCUGGAACCUGCCGUCCAGGAGGCCCCUAAGCGACGAGACUCAAUAAACCCUCCCCUACGCGGCCGUCUACAGUAUAGUGCUAUUGAACGCCAACGUCCAGGGCGCCCUACCGCCCAGUCCAGUCCCGUCGAGGAGGAGGGCGAAGUCCGUGAGGCUGAACUCACAACAACAGGCGGCCGCCAGUAUGUCACCCUCGACAGACGCCGACCAGUCGCCGACAGGAAAGAUACCCCGGCUCUUGAGGCUGUGUCCCCAACCGAACCAUCUCGCCAGUACGUGACUAUUACCCGCUCUAGUGGCAUCACAACACCUGGAACCCCUACCCCACCUACUCCUUCAGGCUCAGAGCCAACCGUUAGUCCGGCACUAGGAUUAGUUCCUGCCGUAUCCACAACACCAAGGUAUGUGGUGCUAGAGCGAGGCCGCUUUACCACUCCCGCUGCAGAGGAAGAGACACCCGCCGUGUUCGAGGAGACGACUGUCACCAACGUGCCUGCUGCAGCCGAAGAUUACAGUUACUACGACGACGACGGCAUCUACGGUGCUGUAGGGUCGUCUGGCCUUGACCUCCCAGGCUCUUCUACGCCGCCGUCAGUACCACAAACAUCAACCACUACUACAACAACUACAACCACAACACCUCCACCUACUACUACUACUACAACCACCACCACCACCACAACCCCCUCCUCCACCACCACAACCACCUCCUCCACCACCACCCCCACUACAACAACUGAGUCUACAACAAGUACAACAGCUGACACCACCAGAGGACCAACACGAACCCGCACCCGCGUGAAAGGUCGUCCCGAAGGGGCGUCACCAACCUCACGCUUGGGACCAUCUGCAGGCGGUGGGCGUCGAAGGACCUCCGCAGAGUCCCGCCCUCCCUCCACACCUAGCCAGGACCCAGCACUGGAGGAGGCGAGGGCUGGGGGAAGGGAGAAGGAGGAGGAGGAGGGUCCUGAGUCGGCGCCCAGCGUUGUCAGACAGCCCUCAGCCCCCACACCUAGCGGGUCUCCCCAGCACCCCCGGAGAAGAGUUGUAGUGAGGAAGAGAGUCGAGAAGAAAGCAGCCUCUGGUCAAGAACAGACCAGCAGACCGUCGAGGAACAAGCUGCGCUCACCGACUUCCACCCACAACCUCCCAACCAGAUCCUUCACCCGCCCUCGGCCCACCCCACAGCUUGAAGCCAGUGAACAGCCUGAAGCUCGUGAGCGCCCAACCCGCCCACUGGUCGGGAUCAGUCCACGUCCAACUCUCUCAAUUAAAGACAGACCAAGACCAACUCGCCCAUCUGAUGACACUCCAAGGCUCACCCGUCCACUCGUUCAGACCACUCCGCGAACAUCGCGCCCUGUCUCCCAGCUGGAUGAUGCUAGUCCACACCCAUUCCUGCAGGAGGAAGACUCACGCCCACUUAACCCUCUGAUCAGCAUCCCUGCCCCUGUGACGAGCCCCACGACUCUGGCGCCCACACUCGCCGAGGAGGAAAGUAUCACUGUGUUCCGUCAAGACUUUCCGGAAACAACACUUUUCCCGGAGACCUCGGUAAGACCCACCUUCUCGUCUCUAUUCUCUCGACCCGCGGCCACCUCACCUGCUCCCACCACGCCCACGCCCACAACAACUUCGACUCCACGCUCACGCGGCAGCCCACGCCCACGCCCUAGUCUACGCCCCACCUUCAGCUCUACGCCACGCACAACCACUACGCCUCCACCACCAAGAAGCCCACGCCCAGUACGCCUAAGCCCUGAAAGAGUACCCCUAGCUCCUGUGGCCACUCCCGGCCCAGCGCAAUCGUCCAUCAAAGACGGCAACGACUACUAUGAUUACUACUACGACGACCUGGGCGGCGCCCUCACCGGGACACUGGGGCAGCUGGCGACGACGCUAACGGAAAAGGCGGUACUGAUGGCUGACGGCUCUGUCCAGUGCAACGACACUGGAUACUUCGCCCACCCUGACUCGUGCAAGAAGUUUAUAUCGUGUUCGAAGACUGUUCGAGGACUGGUGCGUGGCUGGGUGUACACCUGCCCCCAGCACCUUGUUUUUGAUCCUGUCGGCGGAAUGUGUAACUGGGCAGAGACCGUCGACUGUGAGGGACGAAAAUAGAAAAAUCGCCAAGUUGAGAAACGGCUACAAAAAAUAAAUAGCUAAUCUAAAGAACAGUAGAAGGAACUUAGUCAGGUUCACGUCCACUGGCAAGGAACUUGGUUAACUUCACGUCCACUGGAAGGAACUUCCAUAGGUCAAGUUCACGUCCACUGCAAAGAACUUGGUUAAGUUCACGUCCGCUGGAAGGAACUUGGUCAAGUUCACGUCCACUGGAAGGAACUUCGCCAAGUAGAGUACCAGCGGAAGAAAAAGUCGCUAAGUUGAGGAACAGGUUCCUUGAGUUUCCAGACUUCGGACAUAACAGAAAGAAGUCGUCAAGUAACAAGAACGUGUUGGCUAUGUUCGGCAGCUGAUGGUGGACUGCGACAGGAAAAUAUAAAUAAAAAAAAAAUUUCAAGAGCCGAAGAAAAAAAGUUAGAUUUUUCCAAUAUUUAUGUCUUUUCACAUAUAAUUUCACACAUUUUUUUGCAUCAGAAAUGUACAAGUGUCUCGCUUAUUUCUUAUCACUGUUUCCAAAAUGUGGAUUAUUUUACACAAGAGGUUGAUUCUAUUGUUUGUAUUUUCAGUGAUAAAUAUAAACUGUAUGGAAGCCUCACUAUAUAAUUGUAAACACUCAGAGAAGACAUUUAUUCAUUCUAUAAGCGAUGAAGGUAUAAUGUUGUGUUGCCUUCACGUCAGUUGUUCAUGCCAAAUCUCUUGAAUCCCUGAUGUCUCACUAUAAAUGUUCUAUCUCUAUCUCUCGCUGGAAGAAAAUAUACUAUAUUAAUGUUUUUCCUUUUUUUUACAACUCUUGUUUAUGUGUGGGUGAACGUGCUUGGCUUAGGCUCCGUUGUGAUGUACUGCGCAGGAUGGUGGUCAAGUGUGUGUGUGUGUGUGUGUGUGUGUGUGCGCGUGUGUGCGUGCAUGAGUGCCUGAGUUCUCGCUGGAAAAUAAAGCAUUGUAAUCUAAAUUAUGUUAGUGACGAGUGUGACAGCAUUAACAUUCAUGUUUGAGAAAGCAUUCAUGUUUAUUAUGUACAUAGCAUUUUAUAAUUAAAGUUGUCAAUGAAAA